AUGAAUUUCAGAUUAUAUUAUGAUGGAAUGCAUUACGUUGGUAAGGGUGGUGUUUAUACUGUAUGUGCUGCAUGUAUGUGGGCAAAUAAUUUGGUAGGGCAUACGAAUUAAAUGGACAUGUCUUGCCAUAAUAUGCAUCCUCGGUACUGCAUCGGCGUACUUUUUCAUGUCCUGAAUUAAGUAAACUUUGGGCUUUUCACUCGACUGGCCGAGGACACGAGGUAGCGUUCAGCAAAUUAUAUACACAUGUGAAGCACAGCGUCUAAGGGUCCAGACACACCAGACGCGAUUCGACAACGCGACGCGAUAUUUCGAUUUUCACUUACCGAUAACUUUGAUCCUAGUUUAAAUUUUCCAAAUAUUUAGAAGCGCUAUAACAUUUUAAGUUAGGGACCGGUCAUAAAGUAACUAACCUGAGUAUCAGGCCGUACUUUUUAGGGCACAGGCACGCCUGAUCGUGGGCGAAGGGGAGAAAAGUACGGCCUGACACAAAAGUGGCAUUUUGCCUGGUUGUUCAGUCCAGAAUCUGGACUGAGCGCUGAUUGGCCGAUUAGACAAACGAUUUUUAAAUCUGUCAUUUGAUUGGCUGGUGCUAAUUAGAUUAUACUAUUGUUGUUGAUAUAUUUUAUAACGAUCACAAUUCACAACUACAAUUAUAGCCGGCCCACUAAACGGCUGAAUUUAAAUUAAAACUGCAGUAAAAUUAGAAAAUAAUCGCAAAUUAGCGAAAUAUAUUGCAAAUGUAGCUUAUAUUAAAUCGCCAUCAGAUUGCACUAUCGACUGACGUAUAGUUAUAAAGUAUACUUUAUAAUUAUACGUCAGUUUGUUGAUAAAUACGGCAAGCGCCAUGUAAAGCUCAUUGUAGUCACUGAAACCUCUGCGGAGGAGAGAGCAAUCGGGUGGCGAUUUAAUAUAAGCUACAUUUGCAAUAUAUUUCGCUAAUUUGUGAUUAUUUUUGUUAAUUUUAUAAGUUCAUUGCAGUUUUAAUUUAAAUUCAGCCGUUUAGUGGGCUGCCUAUGCUAUAAUUAGAUUGUUGUUGUCGUUGUGUGAAAUUUAAAUUUCUCCUGCGACAUUUUGAUUGGAUACUAAAUAUAAACUUUGCUGUGGGCGGAAAGCGAUCAGGUUAAGUUUUGUGUCAGGCUCUAUUUGUAAAAUAGAGCCUGAUACUCAGGUUAUAAAGUAACUGCUAGGGUGGGCCGGAGUGAUUUGGGGUGGGCCAUGGAAAAUCUUUGGGCAGUUUGGAUGGGCCGCUAAUUAUUUUGUAUGUCUACCGUUGGGCCACCAAACAAAAACCCAUACCUACUUUCAUCCAGGGGCGUAGGAAGCCAGGGGGGCCUCGGCCCCAAUUAACCAAAAUUUUGAACUCAACAAGUCUAGACAAAAAUUUCAUCACAGCUUGAAAGAGCAUCACAAAAGUAGUAAUAUUCCAAAGUUUCGUUGCAAAAUGUUGUAAAAUGCGGACAAUAUAGCCUUGCGAAAUUUGCAAUUUUUAGUCAUUUUAGAUUACAAACGGGAAAUGGUUACCACUUCUGCGCGUAAUACAAAAUGACUGAAAAUUACAAACUAUCCGCAUUUUACAACAUUUUGCAACGAAACUUUGGAAUAUUACUAAUUUUGUGAUGCUCUUUCAAGCUGUGUUGAAAUUUUUGUUUAGGCUAGUUAAGAUCAAAAUUUUGGAAAAGUUGUAACCAUUUCCCUUUGUAAUCUAAAAUGACUGAAAAUUGCAAAUUUCGCAAGGCUAUAUUAUCCGCAUUUUACAACAUUUCGCAACGAAACUUUGGAAUAUUACUAAUUUUGUGAUGCUCUUUCAAGCUGUGAUGGAAUUUUGUCUAGACUUGUUGAGAUCAAAAUUUUGGUUAAUUGGGGAAUGGUCCGUUGAUGUAAGCUAAUCGCUAAUUGGCUUAAUUAUACAAACUUGUCGCUGAAUGGCUAUGGGUAUAAACGUUAAUACUAAUGUGCUUCGCAGAUACAAAAAUAAAAUAUACACCGGCACUGUAUUGAUAUAUGUUCAUACCUGGAAGUUUUUUUCAUUAUAAAAGUGUAUUUUCCCAAUUUAGAUUGGGUAGGUCAUGAAAUAAAUUUGGUAAGGUUGGAUGGGCUUUGAAAUUUUUAUCUACAUCCUAAGAUGGGUCACCAAACUUAUUGGCAAAAUUUGUGAUUUACCUCCUGGAGGGCCCACCCCAGCAGUUACUUUAUGACCAGUCCCUUAUUUGGUCUACAUAUCUUUCAAAAUUUGUUCUCAUUGGCUGUUUUAUUAACUUUCAAAAACUAAAAAAUCGCGUCGCGUUCUCGAAUCGCGUCCGGUGUGUCUUGACCUUAAAAUGCGUAGACGCAUUUAAGAAGAAUUUCAACUUGUUUUCCUCGGUUAACAAGAAACAGUAUAGUUCAUUUCCUAAAACUUGCAAGCCUUCUACUCUGCAGUAUGUUCAUAUUGUAAUGUUGAUCACAGUGUGUAUGUUCUCGUGUUUCUCUGGCAUUGCAUGCAUGAGCAGUCCAGGAGCGUGAGAUAAAGUACCAUUGGAAUUUUGUGCUUAGGUGCUAUGGAUAUAUCAAAGGAAUCCUAAGCCAACAAUGAAGUGAUAUGUGAUACAACUAGCACACAAGGGACAAAAUUUAGCUAAUUGGCUAGCUCCUUUUCUUUGACUCUCUACUGUAGUAAAUGUUGUAGAAUUCCAUAUACUUUUUUGCAGCGGAGAAAAGGUUUGAAACACUUAAUGAUUUGGUGGAGGAUGGCUUGAUAUCGAUGUACAUUGAAAUGAAUGCUAAGGACUAUAUAGAUACGAUGAUGUUUGAUCCACCACCUGCUCCGCCUGAACGGUCUGAAUCUUCGCGAAGGAGAAUAUCUUCAUCAGAUGCUAACGAACAAAGAGAACCGGUAAAUACCCAACUGUCUUGCUCAGUAUUAACGGUUUCAAGGGUUUUUCCCAAAGUGAGCAGUAUAGAACCAUUUACCACAUACAGUGUAUCAAACUAAUCCUCCUUCAUUUUAGUCAUAUAUGACAGGGUUCGUACAAAACUUGAAAGUCCUUGAAUGUCCUUGAAUUUGAAAACAAAAAUUCAAGGCCUUGAAUGUCCUUGAAUUUGUAAAGAAGUACUUGAAUGACCUUGAAUUCUUCUUGCUUUAGUUUUUGGAUAUUUUCUGAAAUUGUUUGACAUUCAAGACGGACAUUUUGUUGAACUGAUUUUGCACGUUCAUAUCUGACCUCAUUAUAAAGUUACGUUUUGAACAGUUCAACAUCAGAUUUUGCUGAUUUCUAACGCCUUUUCUUCAGUAUUUAGUCCUUGAAUUUGCUGGUACCUUGAAUGCCCUUGAAAAGUCCUUGAAUUUGACUCUUCCUGACAUGUACGAACCCUGAUAUGAGUCAUUUUAGUCAUUUAGUUAGCUACACCUGUAUGGAGAGUAUAAGGCCGCGUUUACAUUUGAUUUGCAUCCGGGGUACCAAGCGUAGUGGACCAUAUAGUUGGUACGCUACGGGAAACCAUGCACUCCGUUACAGUGUAAACACAAUACUAAGAAACGUUCAGUAGUGAAAAUAUAUUAAUUGGACUAUAAGAUUCUAUAUUCCACACUGAAACUGCAUUUUCGGAGUUCGAAUAUUGCGCUAACUUAGAGUUCUCUCACCUUGUACCUUUAUUAAACAAAUUUUCAUUCGAUAAUUAUUUCUAGCAGGGGGAUAGAAGACCCAGUGUAGACCACAGACAAAGCAUAAGAACAGCUUCUGCCUAUGACAAAGAACAUAAUUUUAAGGUAAGCAGUUGCUUUUUUAAAACUUUACUUCAUCGUGGCCCCAUACUAAAAAUGGAAAAUAUGAUUUAAUGUGCACGAAAAGAGUCAAGAAGGAAACGGUCAAGUUUUUAAUAGUGGGAAUAAUUGUCGUUAACGAAAAAUGACCAAAUUAAGGUUUAUUUUUAAUUAGGUAACAUGGUUUCCCAGACGAAUUAUAAUUUCACCAGAACAUCGAUCCUAAGCGAAAAAUUUUUUGUCCUUUAAUUAAAAACAUUUAUCAACCGAAUUUUUCUAUUUUUCUAUCAGAAAGCUCUGGAUCGAGAGGGAUUCAACUACCUAAGCAAAAUGUCCACGUUACAAAUGAACUGUAGAAAAAUUGAGCAAAACAAAAAGUAAUUUAUAGUCUAAAUUAUCUUCGAUUUUGAUAAAUUUGGUAGUCAUACUGAAAGCCAAACGUUGUUAUAGCACCAAAGAAAGCACAUUUACAUUUUAUUUAAAAAUUCAAACUUAAAUAUUUUUCUGCAAAAUAGUGUGUUUUCGACUCAAGUUUGCUUGUGAUCAUAUUUUAAAUUUCCAGCGACUCUUUCCUAUUAAGCAUGUAUAAUGAUUGCGUCUACCUUAACGAUAUUGACCACUUUGCAGGGUUCCCAAUAGAAUUUGGAGUAGGAGGCAUUUUGAAAGGGGUAGGCGGCAAUGUGGUGGCGAAGGUACCACUACCACUCGCUUGGGGGAGGGGAUCCGAGGGCGUUUCUUUGUGAAAAUUCUGAAAUUUAAACCCUCCGAAAUGGCAUUUCCAGGCAUUUUGCAGAGGUCCAUUUCCAGUCAAGAAAAAUUUCCACGGACAGAAAAUUUCCCGAAAAUAUCAUUGUUAAACAUUUUACAAAAUUUUCUUUCUGCCGAAAAUUUUCCUGAGUGGAAAUGGGCCUAAAGGUUUUAGAGGUUUUGUCGUUUUAUCCAAAUAUUUAAAGUGCCUAUGACACGAACUUUCACCGCCAAUGUUUAUGAUUGCAUUGUAAAGAUCACUUAAAAUGACUUGAUAAUUUCUUUUAUAGAAUUUUGGUAACUUGCUUCCUUUGCAAGAUAUUCAAUUUUGUUUCAUAUGUAAAUAUCACCGGUGUGACAUCACAUAGCAUAAUGACAUUUUGAAAACGCAAUGUUUUACCUUGAUAAAAUAUUUUUACAAACAAAUACAGAGGGUUAAUUACCAGUUAUGGAAUUAAUACAUAAACAAGGGCAAUUUUUAAGUUUUUUAGAUACGUAUUCGUCAAGAAAACUAUACUUUUCUGAAAACUCAUUAUGCGAUGUGAUGUCACACCGGUGAUAUUUGCAUAUGCAACAAAGUUGAAUAUCUUGAAAAGGGAACAAGUUACCAAAAUUCUGUAAAAGAAAUUAUUAAGUCAUUUUAAGUGAUCUUUACAAUGCAACCAUAAACCUUUGGGGUGAAAUUUCGUGUCAUAGGCACUUUAACAAAGAAUAUUGUGUAAAAUUUAUGUUAGAAAAGCAAGAAACCUUUCCCUUGACAUUUCUGCGAUGAGGAUGAAACAUUUUGGUUUGCAAUUUCGAUAUCGCUACGCAACACUGCUCGUUUGACACAGCUCAAGAAAUUCCUUUCAAAGACAAAAACUGAAGCGCUUACACUAUCAGAAAUUGGUUGAACACUACGAUAACGAAUGCUGAGAUCUACAUCGAAGGUUAUACAUUAUACAGACAAGAUCGCUUAAAUAAACGUGGAGGUGGUGUUUGCACAUACAUCCGAAAUGACAUUAAGGUCUUCAAACUCAAGGAAAUUUCAUCUGUUUCUGAAAACUGUUUCCAUCAGCUUUGGCUGAAACUUCAAAGUAAAAAGUUAAAAUCUAUCGUAAUAUGCAUAUCCUACAGACCACCGGAGUGUCCGCUGUCCUGCCUAGAAACCAACUUGAAACCGAGUUUUGUCCAAGCCCUUCUACUAAACAAGCCCAUUUUUAUAUUGGGAGAUCUGAAUUGCAACGUUAUGAAGGAAUGUCCAGAGAACACAGCACUAGGAAACUUCAUGCUCGAGAUGAACUUGAACCAACUGAUCAUAACACCAACUAGAAUAACAGACACUAGUGAAUCGUUAAUUGACGUGAUAAUAACUUCAGCUUCCCAUCUUGUCAACGAAAGUGGUGUCAUGGAUACUAUUAAAAGUGAUCAUUUACCGGUGUACGCAGUUCUUAAUAUGAAGCUACCCAAGCCACCACCUCGAUAUAUCCUAACACGAAGCUACAAGGACUAUGACGGAGAAAGGUUCACCGCCCACCUUGCAUCAAGAUCGCAAGAGCUUAUUUCCAUCUUUUCGGAUUCCAAUGUCAAUUCCAAACUUGACAAUUUUAACAACGUCCUUCUUAUAACUUUGGCUGUCCAUGCUCCAGUCAGAAUAACUAAGAUCCAAAAUCGCUCUUGUCCCUUCAUCACAACAGAUAUCAAAAACCAAAUGUUCCACAGAGACCAACUCCACCGUCGUUACAAACGAACACGUGAUAUCGAUGAUUGGAGAGCAUUUAAAAACGCCCAAAGAUCAGUCAAAUCCACUCUAAAAGCUGCUGAAAAACAACACGUUCAAACUGAAGUUAACCUCCAUAAAGAUAAUUCUAGAUCGUUGUGGAAAGUGAUUAAUAGGUGUAUUCCAUCUAAAGAUAAAAGGAUUUUGACUUAUCACAAAAAUACAUUAGAGGGGUGGCCAACGAUUUCAACCAGUUCUUUCAAUCUGUAUGAAAAAGAGCUGCCGAAACAGCUGAAAUGUUAG
Molecule: messenger RNA, 6491 nt
Organism: Paramuricea clavata
Lineage: Eukaryota; Metazoa; Cnidaria; Anthozoa; Malacalcyonacea; Plexauridae
Source: the annotation of a GenBank genome assembly